UUUCCUCAGAGCUUUCCUGAGGAGGAAGCGCGGCGGCGGAUCGUGCUCCGCUUUCGGAAGAGGGGGAGCAAGCGAGCGAAGGGGAGGACUGAAGAAGUUCUAAGAUGGAUACCACAGUCGCGCACUGUUCUUACCAUCCUUCACAGUUGGAUAAGACUAUUUAUUAUAUCUUGACUGAAAACUAUCAUUAUGGCAGCAAGCUUUUUCAGGCAGGGAGUAUGUGUUAUUUGAAAGAACACAUAUACCUGCAGCACAUUAGCAGAAUAUCCACUCGCAUGUGGAGGUUUGUCAUGGAAGAAGAUGGUUCUGUGGUUACAAUGGAUGUUGAAAGUCUGCAGCCGCUAAAUGAGAGGAUGGCUGACUUCCUUUUGGCCAUUAGCGAUGUUCAGGAACGCUUGAACUGUUUUCUGGACAGGCAAGUUCUAGAUGCUGCCAUGAAGGCUGAACAAGGUCAACAGGUCUUGGUAGAUCUGGAUGAUCAGAUUUUCCCUGCUACCAUCUGCUAUAUCGGAAAAUUUCACAAGAGCCCUUUACCAUCAGGGGCCUAUCCAAUUUACUUUGGAGUGAAACUGCAGGGUGAUGGUGAAGGCAAGGGCCACUGCGCUGGCACCUACAACGGGACAGAAUACUUCAAGUGUAAACCGAGGUGCGGCCUUUUCCUGCCAUUUAACAAGCUGCAGUUUCUGCCAGCAUCAGAGAAUGACAAGGUGGAGGAGAAGGCAGAACAGAAGGUUGAGGGAAUCAUGCCGGUGAAAAUGGGGGAUACCGUCGGCUUUUAUCUAGAUGAUACCUAUACACGAGGAAUAGCAUUGGAAGUGUAUAAGAAAGGAAAUGACUGGAUGGUUAAAGUGUGUCCGGAGGAAGAAGGCUCGACAGAUGUUUUCCGAGAUAUCCCUCUGGAUUCGGUGGUGAAGGAGGAGCUGCUAUCCUUAGACACGGAUUCUGGGCUCCAGGAAUAUCUCAAGUGUAAGAGAAGCGAGAGUACAGAGAAUCUGGAAAACAAGACCCGCUCCCUUGAUGUGAACUCUGUGGUCCAGAUCAACUUAGACAAGGGAAAUGCUGUGACAGGGACUAUCCGCUGGAUUGGCUGCCUGCCUAAAACCCAGCAGAAAAUGGCUGGAGUUGAGUUGGACGAAGAGAAGGGUCUUUCAGAUGGGGAGUGGCAAGGUAUGCGCUACUUCACCUGCCCUCCCAAACGGGCCCUUUUUGUGAGGCUGGAGUCGUGCCAACCAGACUCGCGUUUCCAGGGGAACAAGGGCCUCUUCCUGGAGUCCUCUGCAUUCAGUGAUGUGAAUAGUCCAGCUGUUCUGAGCAACUCCCCUCCCCUGAGAAAUGAUGUGGCUGUGAAUGUCCUCAAAGGGCGGAUGAGGGGGAUCCAGGGCCACUGUAACUCCUGCUACAUGGACGCUGCCCUUUUCAGCCUCUUCUCCUGCACCUCGGUGCUGGAUUCCAUGCUGUACAAGCCUCCUCUCCCUGCUGAUGGGCACAUCCAGGAGAUCCUCCGGGACAAGAUAGUCAACCCACUGAGACAGAAGGGCUUUGUUGCUGCCAAGAGUGUAAUGGAUCUUCGGUACCAGCUGACUGAAAAAGGACAGUCCUCCAGUUUUGUCACUUCGGAGAAAGACCCCGAGGAGUUUCUGAAUCUCAUUAUGCAUCGCAUUCUUGGACUAGAGCCGCUUUUGAAACUGCAGUCUGGAAGACUGAAAGAGCAGGAGUGCUACUGCUACCAGAUAUUCAUGGACAAGCAGGAGAAUCUGGUGGUGCCCAACGUACAGCAGCUAGUUGAGCAUUCCUUCCUCACAUCAGACCUCAAACUGGUGGAGAUCCCAUCCUGCUUUAUCCUUCAAAUGCCGCGUUUUGGGAAGGAGUACAAAAUGUUCAGCAAAAUCAUCCCUUCCUUGGAGCUGGAUAUCACUGAUCUGCUGCUGGAUAGUCCCAGGGAGUGUUUUGUGUGCGGCGACGUUGCCACUCAGGAAUGCUCGGCGUGCUUCAAAGACAAGAUGUUUGCUGACACGGGGCUGAAGCAAUACUGUGACUCUUGCUGCAGUCAGGCUCACUCCCAUUACCAGCGGAAAGCCCAUCAGACAACAAAGCUCCGCAUCCCCAAGGAAUUUGGCCAGGGUAGCCGUCGCGAUGGCGUGCGGGUGCCUCGGGAGAAACUGGAGCUGUUUGCCGUUCUCUGCAUCGAGACCAGCCACUAUGUGUCCUUUGUGAAAUACGGGCCGGAGAAAGAGAACUGGAUGUUUUUCGACAGCAUGGCAGACCGACAUGGUGACGAAAAUGGCUACAACAUCCCCACGGUGACGCUGUGCCCAGAGGUAGCCAAAUACCUGGAGAUGCCAGUGGCCUCCUUAGCCAUGGAACAGCCUCGGGACAUGGAAGGAGUAGCCAAGCGCCUCUUCUGUGAUGCCUACAUGUACAUGUACCAGAACAAGAAGAUGGAGCUUUAUAAAUGACUCCUGCACUGGAGGCGUAUGGCUUUGCGUCAGCAGAACGAAGAAUCUCAAGUAUUUUUCUGCAGCUGUUUCCUUCUGCUACGCUGUUUACAGCAGCACCUACCAGGAACUGAGGGAAGGCAACCGUGUUAACCAGAAGCAUCUGUGGUUCAGUCUCCUGCAAACCUGCAUUUAUCUGCUCUUUGGGAAUAUUGUUGGUAGAAUAAGUUUAUCAACGCACCCUCAGUUUGUCAUUCCCUUUGAACUAAGUUUUUGCUCAUCACCUUCAGACUGAUGUGCCCUGACCCCUUCAUUGGGCCACAGCUACGGAACAUGGAAACUGAAGGUCAGGUCUGGAAAAAGACUUUCUGGACUGUAACUCUGAAGCCAGAAGCCUCCAGUUCCAUUUCUGGCCUGAUCCGAUUCCAGAGAUUCAGAAUCCCAUGAGAAUUCCCCUUCCUGAGCAGAGCGAUGGGGAUUUAGUGUCACAGAGAAGGAAUUUUCACAAACUCUGGCCUGGGUUUGACUAGGGAUCCUGUGACCGAUAUCUGUGACUCUUCUGCACAAUUCCUUUUUUAUUGAUCCCUGGGCAUUUAUUACAAUGCCCACUCCCAAACCUGGCAUUUUAAGAUUAGGGGCUGUAAAACUAGAUGCAAGUUGGGGCUUCGGGCUGAAGUUUCAUGUUGAUUUUGUGUCUCAGGUUGGACAUACAGCCGUCCAAGAUCAUAUUGCCCAAAUCUUGGGGGAACCUCACAUGCUGCUUCUGCUUUUUCGUUUUUGCUGAGGCAGCACUGUGUACUAUCAGGCCUCCAGCCAAAGCAGUCAGCACGCUGGAGGGGCAGCAACUUUGGGGGUUAGCCGCUGUGCCUCUGAUUUAAUUAAACCGUGUUCUCUCUCACAAGGUACACCAGCAAGAAAUUCAGGAAAGUAUCUAGUGAGCCUUGUGCUUCCUAGCUAGUUACCAUUUUCUGGUGCAAACGCGUCCCUGGAUUUUCCUGUGAAAAUUCUGAGAAAGCUGUAUAGGUGAUCUUCCCUAGGUCCUGUAAUUUUUUUUCCCUGUAGGUUGAUUUCUUUUAUCAGUUCAUAUAACCUUAGUUUCCAUCUCUAAGUGCCAGGGUGAUCAAGGAUUCUUCCAUAAGUAUCAGCUACAAAAUCCUUUGAAUAGGACACAUUAAGGCUGUCUUUCUCGGUUAUGUGGGUUUUAUACAAUCAUUCCUCUGACUGAUUCCCAUUUCCACAGCCCCAAAACAACAGCUUUCUUAUCUUCUGCCCUAGUAAAUACUGUGAAAUAAAGCUUGCAGGAGAAAGGGAAAAGUGCCUUAUCCAUGUGGCAGUAUUAACUCUAGCCCUUUAAAUUGGAUCCUCUUUUCCCCUCUAAAAAUGUAUUGUAACGCGUUAUUACUGAGGUUUCUUGCACUUCAGCCUCAGAUCAGUACUUCAGUUUCUGCACUUUUCAAACAAUGCUACAUUUUUUGGGAGAAAAUUAUACUUGAUAUAAAGGUUGAAGAUUUAUCUUUAUAAAUAUUUUCAAUUCCAAGAUGGGGGCACGCUGGUAAGUUAAUUACUGUAAUAAAUAGGUGGCAUUUUUGCUGCUGCUCUCUGGUUUUAUUUUGUUGCAGGCCAGACUCGGAGUCUGCUUGCUUGGAAUAAUCUUCUUUCCCUCCUUGCUGUGAUCUCUGGAAAACAGAAGGAACUUUUUGUAUGCGUGAUGUCUAUUUAAAACAUGUCUUCCAAUACAGCCUUAUUUUUCACUUGA
Messenger RNA from Python bivittatus (Burmese python), 4191 nucleotides. RefSeq names its product ubiquitin carboxyl-terminal hydrolase CYLD-like. Gene Ontology annotation, molecular function: cysteine-type deubiquitinase activity. NCBI's taxonomy places the organism in Eukaryota, Metazoa, Chordata, Lepidosauria, Squamata, Pythonidae. Gene Ontology annotation, biological process: protein deubiquitination. The record is from RefSeq and is a predicted model, not a curated record.